CUUUACGACUUGGGCUCGAAUUCAAAGUGAAGAUGAAGUACGUUAUUGCCUUGCUCCUUGCAGCCGUAGCAGUUUCUGCUAUAACAGACAGGGAGAGAAGAAGUUUGGCUUUGCAAAACCCUGAUCUCUUUGAAGGAGAUAUUCUCGGAAUUGAGCCUGGCGACAGGAAUGUUAUUCCAUACCAGCAGAUGAGAUGGCCCAACAAGAUAAUUCCAUAUAUUAUUGAUUCAUCUCUAGCGGUGUACACAUCUUUGAUCUUGGCGGGAAUGCAGAACUACGAAAGAAAUACUUGUCUUAAAUUUGUACCUAGGACUACAGAAAAGAACUACAUCAAGAUUUUCAAGGGACAAGGAUGUUACUCUUACGUCGGUAUGAUCAACCGUGGAGAACAACCACUGUCUCUUGGAAACGGUUGCCAAUUUGUAGGUACUGUUGUCCAUGAGCUGGGACAUGCUAUCGGUUUCUUCCAUGAACAAAACAGAUCUGAUAGAGAUGAGUACCUCACCAUCUACUGGGAAAACAUCAAAGAAGGUAUGGAAACACAAUUCGCUCUUCUGAAACCUAGCCAAAACCUGCUUCUGACACCCUUCGAUCAUGAUUCUAUUAUGUUGUACGGAAACUAUGCCUUCUCCAAGGAUCGCAGGUCGAAGACCAUGGUUGCAAAGAACGGUAAACUGCUGAAGGAGCCUUAUGACAAACAAGGCCUCUCCAAGGACGAUAUCAAGCGUGUCAAACAGAUGUAUAAAUGCUAAAACGUAUUGUUCUCAUACAUAUUUAAACGAUUAGCAGAAACAUCAAGCUCAUAAAACUGAUGUAUAAAUGUUGAACUAAUGCUUAGAUGUACUUCUCUUACAAAUAAAGCAUCAAACUAAGAAAAAAA
This is a messenger RNA of Stegodyphus dumicola, 880 nucleotides long. Its product is annotated as astacin-like metalloprotease toxin 5. Lineage: Eukaryota; Metazoa; Arthropoda; Arachnida; Araneae; Eresidae. Gene Ontology annotation, molecular function: zinc ion binding; metalloendopeptidase activity. Gene Ontology annotation, biological process: proteolysis. The record is from RefSeq and is a predicted model, not a curated record.